Hordeum vulgare subsp. vulgare (domesticated barley) is the source of this 1632-nucleotide messenger RNA. RefSeq lists its product as uncharacterized. Bases 425 to 1456 code for a protein of 343 amino acids. Lineage: Eukaryota; Viridiplantae; Streptophyta; Magnoliopsida; Poales; Poaceae. The transcript has 7 exons. The record is from RefSeq and is a predicted model, not a curated record. Gene Ontology annotation, biological process: transposition.
CAUCUAUCUGCUCACAUUCUUCUGUCAACGCCGGUCGCCGCCUAGAUGGGUCACCUGACUUGCCUCCGCCCUCCUCCACUCUCGUCUCAGAUUUGACUCCAAAGCCAAGUAGUAGGUAGCAGCAGCAGUCCCGUGCCACCAUGAGCUGGAUGGGGAUGCGGGGGUUGGGUGAGGAGAGCCUGCACUGGUGGAGAAAACGGAUGAGGACUAGCCGCCGGAGAUAGCGCCGCCGGAGGUAGCGCCGCCGCGUCCAGUUCGACCGUGCGUCCUGCAAGCACGGAGACUUCUUCAACCGUGUGGCCAUCUGGGCGGGCCACGAUCUAACCACACCCAAUCUCUUCAGUGGCGUUUCAAGUGUGACCCAUUGGAGCAAGAGAAGGCAGAAGGUGUUUCGGAGGAGAACUUGACUAGGAAAGUGAAACAGAUGCUACAUGAGGAAAAGGCGGCAGCCAUCAAAAGAUUACAAAAGAAGGGAAAAUUGCCUAUAGAACUAACAGAAGUGGAUGAGGACGGUAAUCGUUGGCCAACUAAGGAAGCUUUAAUUUCUGCAAAGAGAGUUGACUUCAGUACCGAUGUUGGUUGGCGUCUACUAUGUGAGCACUGGAGUAGUGCUGAAUUUAUAAGGUUAUCUUUAACCAACAAGAGGAACAGGCUGGCGAAUGGGGACACCGUCUUCCAUUGCAGUGGUGCGAGAAAUGCUGUGGCCACACGUCAAUUUCUGAAACUCAAAACUGGGAAAGACCCUGGAAUAUCUGGUGCUUGGCUUCACACGCACAAUUUGUAUCGAGGGACUGAUCAAGAACGGAUAUGCAGUCAAAGAACUGCUGAUCGUUGGGAGGAUUUUGAUAAAGCAAUGAAAAAUGCCCACGGAGAAAAUUGGGAAGAGGAGCACCCAGAUUUAGAUGGACAAAUCAUAUAUGAAGCUGCAGGUAGAAUGCCACAUGGCAGGCUAGGAAUUGCUAAUGAGUUAUUUAGCAAAGAAGAGAAGGUGAAGUUUAAGUUUAAAAGGGUGAUGGCCUCAGAACCGGUGCAGUCUGCUAGGGAGGACCGUCUAGAAAGAGAGAACAAACAUUUGAAGCGGGAGAACAAGCGUCUUCGUGGCAUUGAGCUUGUUGUGCAGUCUUUGGCUGAGAAAGGGGGAGUGGACUUUGAUGGCAUAAUGCAACCAGCUGCAGCUGACUUGUCCACAUCAGACUCUGAAGGCGGAUUUCGAAGGGGGCCAGGUGAUGUCCGUCAACAUGGAAGUGAAAAGGGAAUGGGUAGCAGAACUGGAGGUAGUACAAGUCAUGGAAAUGAUGAUGAGGAUGACUACUAUGACAAUGAGGGAGAUGAUAACUAUGGCGAGGAUGAUCUGUAUGGUGAUGAGCAAUAUGAUAACUAUGGUGAUGAUGGAUAUAAUGACUAUGAAGAUGGCGGAUAUAAUGACUAUGGUCAUGGCGAUGUUGAUUGGCCAUAAAAGUGUAGUGAUCUUCAAGUCAUGGCAAAAUGAAUUUAUGUUAGAUAUUUGAAACACUUUAUCUUAUGGACAAAUUUGUCUUAGUGGACAAUUUAUCUUUGUGCAAAACAUGACCUUGUUCUACAUUUGACAUUUGAUGAUUAUGGUUAAUGCAAUGUGCUUGUGUAUGAAAUGUA